GUGAGGUCACCCACACGAAAUAAAUAACAACCAACAACUACAGAUUCUCGUCUCGUGUCUGUUUGCUGAAGCAGGUAAAAUGAAUCGCUAAGCUUUACUCGGGAAAUAGGAGAGAGGAAAGCCAUUCCGUCUUCGCUUCGAAGCCCCCGCUUCUGUUGAAAUGGAAUCUCACAUUUUUUGCUCUAUUGGUCUGUGAAAAAACCCAAGGAAUAUUUGUUAUUUGUUAGUUGAUUCUCAUGAGGAAAAUGGACCUUCGUAAUAGCUUUUCGCCUCGUUCUGGGAGAUUGAAAGAACUGAAGAAUUCCUUUCGUCAUCUCGUGUCUAGGGGUCAUGAAGCAGUCGCGGAUGGUGUAAAAUCUGAGAGUGUAUUGAAGGACUUCUAUAUUCCAGAGUAUAUUCUUGUGCCUGGAUCAGAGGUCGAUAAUGAGUCUCAUACGCCUUCCUGUCCUGUUAUUGUGUUCAUCAACUCAAAAAGUGGGGGACAGCUUGGACGGGAACUUCUUGUUACGUAUCGCAACCUUCUUAACAAAAACCAGGUUAUUGAUCUUGGAGAAGAGACUCCUGAUAAGGUCCUCCAUCAAAUUUAUGCCACUCUGCAAACACUAAAGAACCAUGGUGAUGAAUUGGCGGCUGAAAUUGAGAAGCGUCUAAGAAUUAUAGUUGCAGGUGGAGAUGGUACAGCUGGUUGGCUCCUUGGUGUAGUUUGUGAUCUCAAACUACCUCAACCUCCACCGAUUGCUACAGUACCAUUGGGAACAGGAAAUAACCUCCCAUUUUCAUUUGGUUGGGGAAAGAAAAACCCAGGCACAGACCGUUUGUCUGUAGAGUCAUUUUUGGAACAAGUAAAGGCUGCCAAGGAAAUGAAAAUCGACAGCUGGCAUAUUAUCAUGAGAAUGAAAUGCCCAAAAGAAGGCUCUUGUGACCCUGUUGCGCCUCUUGAACUACCCCAUUCUUUGCAUGCGUUCCAUCGCGUCUCUGAAUCAGAUUCAUUAAAUAUGGAGGGUUACCACACUUUUCGUGGGGGCUUUUGGAACUAUUUCAGUAUGGGAAUGGAUGCUCAAGUAUCAUACGCAUUUCACUCUGAGAGGAAGUUACACCCAGAGAAAUUUAAAAACCAAAUAGUAAAUCAGAGGACUUACUUAAAGCUUGGAUGUACUCAAGGAUGGUUUUGUGCCUCUCUUUUUCAUCCCUCUUCACGGAACAUAGCACAGCUUACAAAGGUUAAAGUCAUGAAAAGCAAAGGUCAAUGGGAGGACCUCAGCAUACCUAGCAGCAUCCGGUCCAUUGUUUGCCUCAACUUGCCCAGUUUUUCAGGUGGACUCAAUCCCUGGGGAAAGCCCAGUGGGAAGAAACUGCGUGAUCGGGACUUAACACCUCCUUACGUAGAUGAUAGCCUUAUUGAGGUUGUUGGUUUUAGGAAUGCUUGGCAUGGGCUUGUUCUGCUUGCUCCAAAUGGACAUGGGACUCGUCUUGCACAGGCAAGUAGAACUCGUUUUGAGUUCCGGAAGGGUGCAGCUGACCACACAUUCAUGAGAAUUGAUGGGGAGCCUUGGAAACAACCACUCCCAGUUGAUGAUGAUACAGUUGUUGUGGAAAUUUCUAAUCAUGGUCAAGUGACUAUGCUUGCCACCACAUCAUGCCGAGCCAGAAGUAUACAUGAUCCAGCUUCACCCAAUAAUGAUAAUGAUGAUGAAGAGGAAAACACUGAUGAAGAAGAUGAAUCUGCUGAAGAUUGGGAAGAAAGAAGGAAGUUUGGAGCUGCUGACACUUUCAAAUUUCCAGAUGAUUUUGAUAUAUCUCAACUUAGUUGAGCUAUUAAACAUAUUAUCUGUAUUUUUGAUCAGUUGAUUAGCCUUAGAUUUUGUUUGCAUUUUAGCUUAUUGCUUUGGCAAUGGUUGAUUAUGUCUACUAUGGCCAGGAGAACUAAUAUCUGUUUACAAUGUACAGCCUAUACCACCUCAUCAUUAUGGCA
Hevea brasiliensis (rubber tree) is the source of this 1972-nucleotide messenger RNA. Its product is annotated as diacylglycerol kinase 5. The record is from RefSeq and is a predicted model, not a curated record. Gene Ontology annotation, molecular function: ATP-dependent diacylglycerol kinase activity. NCBI's taxonomy places the organism in Eukaryota, Viridiplantae, Streptophyta, Magnoliopsida, Malpighiales, Euphorbiaceae. The transcript has 14 exons. The coding region runs from base 237 to 1811 and encodes 524 amino acids.